UGUGCCCAGCUACUAGGACGUGGUGUGGGAGGACGACACCUCCUUCGAGUGGGACGUGCGACAAGUGCCGGAGACCACUGUCGUCGAGGGUUUCACCACUCGCGCGGUGGAAUCUGCGGCUGUGGGGCCACAACCGCAGGACAGGCAGCUAGUGAUGGUCUUGCCGACCGAGCGGUUUGAUUUAGAGCAGGGAGCUGUAGUGGGAGUAACUCGUGCGGUAAUGUGGUGGGUUCCAGGGUUGCCUGUUUACUGCAAGCUGGUGAACUGUAAUAAGGAGAAGGUGGCAGUCGAGGGUAGCCGGGUGAUAGCUUGCAUGGUAGCACUCAAUGUUUGCGACAAGCCGGCUUUCGAUUCGCUGUUGACACCGCCCCCUCUGCUGCCGACCCACCCCUGCCUCCCCGUGGACCGCGCGCCCCGAGCCCGUCCCCACCUAAUGGGACAUCCAUCCCGCGUGUUCGCGUAGAGGACGCCAACCUGGAGACGCUGGGGUCGCUCAAGAAGCAGCUCGUCAACGCCCUCCCAGCGUUCAUCGAGGGCGGCCUGUUUCCGAUCGACCCGAAGCGAGUGCCGGCUUGCAUCAACGGUGAGGUUGAGCUUCCUCUGAUCAACGAGUUUUGCACACCUUUCGCAGCCAAGCAAAGGCGUUUCUCUCCAGAAGAACGACGCAUGAUCAGGGCAGAGAUUCAGCAGUUGGUAGACCGAGGAGUGAUCCGUCAAUCCAUGUCUCCGUGGGCUGCCCAGUGCUUGUGCGUUGAGGAGGAUGGUAAGCUGCGACUGUGCAUCGACUGGCGUGAACUCAACAUACUCUUGGUCUCGGAUGGUGGGGGUGUGGGUGACAUGCAGACGAUAUUCGACGGGUUGAAGGACAAGAAGUAUUGCAUUCAGCUAGACCUCGCCUCCGGUUUUCACCAGAUGGAAAUCGCCGAAAAGACCGUUCCAAGACGGCCUUUCGAGAUGCGGAUGGUAUGCUUUGGGACUUCACUCGCACGGGUUUUGGCCUGACGGUGCUUCGGCGGCCUUCACUCUUAGAGUAAAGUCGGCUUUGGGGCACCUAUCGGGCGUGUUUUGCUGACUUGACGACAUUCUCAUCGCUAGCGACACAUGGGAAGAACAUCUGGCCACUCUGGCGCUCGUUCUGAACCGCCUUCUGGCUGCGGGGCUGUCCGUGAACUUCGCGAAGAGC
This is a messenger RNA of Ectocarpus sp. CCAP 1310/34, 1183 nucleotides long. The record is from the annotation of a GenBank genome assembly. NCBI's taxonomy places the organism in Eukaryota, Phaeophyceae, Ectocarpales, Ectocarpaceae.